Messenger RNA from Myripristis murdjan (pinecone soldierfish), 518 nucleotides. It is a transcript of the gene cops9, whose product is annotated as COP9 signalosome subunit 9. The coding region runs from base 145 to 318 and encodes 57 amino acids. Lineage: Eukaryota; Metazoa; Chordata; Actinopteri; Holocentriformes; Holocentridae. The record is from RefSeq and is a predicted model, not a curated record. The transcript is spliced from 3 exons.
AUAUAGCCGGACGCUGUUUGGUGUGACACAAGACGGUGCCGCUUUGUUUACGUCUGUAGCGAGCGGCUAACUAGCUAGCCACGUACAAACAAGACUCCGCGGCCGUGUGUUAACUUAAUGAUAAAGAAGUGACAGCAAGGCGACAUGAAGCCGGCGGUGGACGAGAUGUUCCCUGAGGGCGCGGGUCCCUACGUGGACCUGGACGAGGCAGGAGGCAGCAGCGGCCUGCUCAUGGACCUUGCAGCAAAUGAAAAAGCAGUGCACUCUGAUUUCUUCAAUGACUUCGAGGAUCUGUUCGAUGACGACGACCUGCAAUGACCGGAUACCUCUGUGCGUCUUCCUGUAUGUGUCUGCUCAUCAGAAUGAAGAAAUUUGGGCUUUAUCCUUCCUGAUACAAGCUCUGCAUUUGUGUAGCCUCCUGCUGCCACCCUCCCAAAGACACACACACAUCUUUAAGUCACCACUUUGCUGAAAUAAAGCCUUUUUUUUUAAAAAAGAAAAAAAAAAAAGACUCAUGG